Molecule: messenger RNA, 2838 nt
Organism: Mya arenaria
Lineage: Eukaryota; Metazoa; Mollusca; Bivalvia; Myida; Myidae
Product: neurogenic locus notch homolog protein 1-like
Exons: 15
Coding region: 360-2072 (570 amino acids)
Molecular function (GO): calcium ion binding
Source: RefSeq, a predicted model, not a curated record
CUUAGUGAUAGAAAUUUGACGAAUCAAAAUAUCCCCGCUGCUUGGGGAUACAUAAACUUACCCUGUUAAGCAAGCCUCAAAAUCGGAAUUAACAAAGCGCUUUAACUGGAAUAACACACGAAAAAUAAGAGAAUAUUUUAAAACAUAGUGCAUUUUUCAAAUAAAAAGCUUUUUUGAACAUCAUAUUGACAGUGUUCACAUAGCGGUUUAUGAUUUUGACUGUUUUCGUCGAUGUUAAAAUAAAUAAAUAAAUAAAACUGACACAAGGCAAAUUUUGAAAUAAACUUUGUUCAACAUACAUGUUAUAUAUCAUUAUCCUGGAUAUUAUAUAGGCAUAAUAACGCGUGAUCGAAAUCACAAUGUAUCGCAUUACAAUACAUCUAACAUUUACUUGCAUCUUAGUGAGGAUGGCAUUUGCGGUUAACCGGACGUGUCUCGUUGGCAACGAUGCUCCCCACCCGCAGGACUUCAACAGAGUUACCGUUUGUGGCUCUCAUGAGACAUGCUACUUGGAAGAAUACGUCACGCCUAAUGGGCUUAUAAGAUUCAACGCCGGAUGCAAAGAUCAACUGCAUUGUCAAGGGUCCUCCGUGAAAUCUCCCGACAUCUCCAUUUGCAGCCAGUGCUGUAACAACGAUAUAUGCGCAGUCAGCCUUUGUGGAAGUAGCGGUUACCCCACAACGUCCGGUCCCAUAUGCUAUAGCUGCCCAUACGGCGUGGACAGCCCUGCUAUGUGCGACACAAUAGCAGUCUGCAAUAAAGAUGAGAAAUGCGGAGCAUUCCUUAACCACGCUAUGAAGUACGAAAUCGGCUGCUUACCAUCUGACCAAUGUGCUACGUCCAUGACACAAAGUACAUGUGCACGAUGUUGUUCUAAUCAAUUGUGUAACACCGGAUGUGACAAAACAAAUGUGACGUCCGUACCAUCAUGUUAUGACACUCCAGAAUGUCUGAACCUUCUGAUAUCAUUCCACGCCAACAAUAAGGACUUGUGUUCAGAGCCGAAAAUGCAACACUUCUGUAACGACUCCUGUGGGUUGUGUCCAACAACUACCGCUGCUCCCACCACGCCACACCCUUGUACUCCUAAUCCUUGCCAGAACGGGGGCACGUGUUCAAUCGGAACCGGAAACGGAAACGGAAGUGUAUUCAUUUGUACCUGCCGGAUAGGCUUCUCGGGAGACAUGUGUGACAGAGUUGACCUGUGCUUCUACCAGCCCUGCAAACACGGUACAUGCAGUCUACUGCCGGUCCAGGGAUUCAGCUGUACCUGCGAUCCAGGAUUAACCGGCAUCAUUUGUGACGAAGUGAAAAGCCCUUGUACGAGCAAUCCGUGCCUCCAUGGUCAAUGUUCAAACCAGGGGUCGUCAUACACCUGUAAAUGUGAUGUCAACUAUGUAGGCAAACAGUGCAAUGUUUUGGUGCAGGAUUGUAAGACAGCGCUAGACUACAAUACUACAAGUACAUCCAAUGACAACAUUUAUCUGGUGUCACUGUCUAGUAGCGGUUUGUCGACGAACGUGCGAUGUGAUAUGACGACCGACGGAGGGGGGUGGACGGUUAUAAUGAACAGAGAUAAUGGACACCUGAACUUCCAAGAUAAACGAAUGAGCGAUUACGCGGAAGGUUUUGGUGACAUCCGUGGCGAAUUUUGGAUGGGACUUGAAGGCAUGCACAAUUUAACAAGGGAUGGCCGUCACUACCAGUUACGAGUGGAAUUAGUCGAUGCUUCAGGGAGGAAACUCUACCAAGUUUACGAUGACUUCUCCAUUGGUGGACUCGCAGCUUUUACCCUCCAUGUUGGGGCUAACAGAGGAACAGCGGGCGACUCACUAAGCGGGCACGAUGGCUUCGGUUUCUCGUCAAUGCUGCCUAACAUUGACCGUGACUCCAACGCAGCUAGCUGUGCUGAGUAUCUCCAAGGCAACUGGUGGUUCCAUAGUUGCGCUGACUCGUGUCUCACGUGCAAAUACGAUAUACCGGGUACCAACAACUGCCGAUCAAUGGCUUGGAACUCUGUCGCAUAUUGCCAGUCUUUACGAGAGGUGAGGAUGAUGGUCCGGCCAAUGUAACAGACACAACUUCCCGGCCAUUUUCGCUUCAGUUCGGAUAUGGCCUACGUAAAAUCGCAACAUCUCGACAAUUUCCGUAUGAGUUCGGAUAUGCCUUUUGUUAAAAUCACAACAACUUUGACAUUGUAUUAUAUUGUGUGUUUAUCAAGGUUAAGAUUAUGUUAAAGAUCAAAGAUGUUCUUGUUUGAACGUUGAGUUGAAUACAAAGUUUAUAUUAAUGUGCUACAUUAUUUUAAUGAUACAUACAUUAUUUCGUUAAACUCCUCUUUUUUUAUAAAUGUCUUAUGUUUCGAAACAGGUUUUUUUAAAUACAACAUCAUCAAUAUUGUUUCCCCUACUUUACAUUUUUGGCUAUUUUUAUAUUUUCUUUUGCAAAAUUUUGAAUGAAAAAGAACGGAAACGAUUAGCAACAUUGCCUAACAAAUAUUCUACAUUUGAAUCAAUCAAUAAAUUAAUCAAUCAAUCAAUCAAUCAAUCAAUCAAUCAAUCAAUCAAUCAACAGUUUUUAUUUAAUCGCAACAAAUGCUAGAUUGCUUUUAUCACAUGCCAAAUUUGUCGCCAGUUAUAAAGAAUUAAUGCAUUUUCCUGAGGACAAGUUCACGCUAUAUAAGUUGGGCGAAAUGACGUCAUUUCAAGUUCUAUCACAUUUGAAUAAUAACAUUUAAAGAAACUUCUUUUCUUUAUAAAUAGCAAGCGUUCUUGUAUCAAAAUAGUUGUUACAUUGACCUGACAAUUAAAAGUGCUGAAUCGCAUAUCUGUUUUGUAU